This is a messenger RNA of Suillus fuscotomentosus, 2355 nucleotides long. RefSeq lists its product as uncharacterized. The coding region runs from base 335 to 2263 and encodes 642 amino acids. NCBI's taxonomy places the organism in Eukaryota, Fungi, Basidiomycota, Agaricomycetes, Boletales, Suillaceae. The record is from RefSeq and is a predicted model, not a curated record. The transcript is spliced from 4 exons.
AGGCUUUAACUGAGUUAUCAAAGUCUUCUGACGUCGCGACAGCUCCCAACGAAUAGUGAGUGUCUGGUAUGAGUUCGCUGAUCAGACGUUUUUCAUGUUUACAACCAUCGCAAGUGUACGUCUUGUCUUGAAGAGAUCAAGAGAUCAGAUGCGUGAUCCUAUCCCUGCCGUUGGACAGGGUGGCUGGACUCGAACGAAGAGUCAGAGAGAUGCUCUACCCGGAGAGCGUGCGCGCGCGAUACUGACAAGAACAACCUAUGGUACCCUGCUGACCAACAGCCCAUGCUACUCUGCUGACCAAGCCUGGGAAUGAGCCGCUGGGCUCUCCUCUCCUAUGCCAUGUCCGUGGGACCCCUAUUCCACCGUGGACAUGAUCUGCCAGCAGAACCAUAUGCCCAUGCACCAAACCCACCAGACUAAGAAAUCAACUCGGAAGCCCGACCUCACGAUUCUUUCUUUGAAUAACGCAUGUGCUCUCUUCCAGGAUGAGAAGCGCGGCAAGAAGGAUAAACAGACGGGCACACAAAAGAACGACGAGAAGGACGACGAGCAGCGCAAUACGAAGCUCAAGGCUCAUAUGGACACGAGUGCAACGGCAAAACCGAACAAUCACCUCUGGAAAGAUGUUCUAGCUUGCAUCGAGUUCAAGAGAAAGACGCCAGGGAUGACGAAAGGGAUUAAGCCACCGCUCUCUACGUAUACAGUGACAGACCAUGUCCCUACCAACUCAGAAUAUUUGCCAGUGGAUCAUCUUAAGGCUGAAGUCCCUACGCCAGGCCCUUUGCAGACCCCAGCAACACAACUUGUGUCCGACGCUGCACCAGUUCGGUCUUCGGGCCUUACUGCCGCUCAGCCUUCCCCGGGCGGGUCCAGCUCCAAGCGCAAGAUCACGGACACUUUGGAAUCCGCCGCGAAAAAAUCCAAGAUGAACCCCGACGACACGGACGCAGAUCUAGAUGUUACCAUCCAAACAGGUCUGUACGCUGCCGAAAUUUUUGCGCCCAAUCUUGGAGUCAAUUAUUUCCUGAACAUUAUCGUCGUCGACGAUGUGAUAUGGAUCUGGUAUUAUGACCGGCAAGGGAUCGUUCAAUGCUCAGGUAUUCAAGAUCUCCCGCAAUUUAUGGUGCUGUUGUAUGCUUUACAACGCUUCAAGGUUCACGAUUGGGGCCAAAACAAGGACCUCAUUCCAGUUCCAGUUCAGGGGAAACGAUGCAAGGAAUUCAAUAUCCAGGAUAAAGAACUCGGAACGGUGGAUCUGUUGCUUCACACCAGCCACGACGAGAGAGUGACGCACUACGGACCCCAAGGACGGGCCACCAACUUGGUUGCUGUUACUAGCGAGGCACUCACGAAUAAAUACGGUAACCUCCGGGAUGGGAUGGUGGCCAAGAUAUUUUUGGGAGAGGUAAAUCGCACUAGCGAGUCGGAGAUCCUGAAAAGGGUUGAAGAGAUCACUAAGAGGCACGCAACUGUCCAAGACCAUGUUCCUGAGCUCCUUUGGCACCACACGUUUACGAAUCCCGCAUCUGUCAUCCGGGAAGUGCUGGGUGUUCCAGACUCCAACACGGGCAUUCGCGUGCUCUACAUUCUUCUAUUUCGGAAGCUCAAGCCAAUCAUGGAGCUUCAGGGCAAAGAGCUUUUCGACGUCUGGCAUCAGUGUAUCUUGUGCCACCUUACUCUGUGGAAGGAAGGGGUCUGUCAUCAAAAUAUCAGCCCUGGAAACCUGAUGUGGUACUGGAAAGACGGGAAACAGAUAGGCGUUUUAAACGACUACGAUCUAUCCUCGUUGGCGGAUGACCCAGGACCUCGGGGCAACAAACGCACCGUGCUGGUGCCGUUCAUGGCGCUCGAUUUUAUCAUUAGAGAGGGUCAACAAGGCAAAGUGAAACACCUAUAUCGCCAUGAUCUAGAGUCGUUUAUGUGGUGUUUCGUCUGGAUUUCCUUGCGUUACGAGAAUGGAGUCCUUCUACCACGGAGAUUGCGCCCCUUCGAUGAAUGGGCGACCUUAGACGCUGGCAUGACAAAGUACUGUUUUCACCGUUUUAGAACGCUUCCCGCGUGCUUGCCCACAAAGCCACUUAUGUGGCGUUUCCUUGUAGCCUGUUUGAAUGUGCUUCAUCCAGAACCAGACUCAUCAACAGAGGUAGACGAGCUUACUGUGACCAAUACCGAGGAAUCAGUAUCAGAUAUUGAUAAUUUGCUAGCCAAAUUCACAGCUACUCGGGCCUGGGCUACGCUCAGCAGCCCUUCAUUUUCACAGUGAUUUUACACUACAUACUAUUUAUGUUUGAUACCUGCAUCAGUUGCCCAUGUGCCCCUCGUCUCCUGUAGGCCUCCAACUCGAGUAGAUGAAUA